AAAGUUCUUUGUUUGUGGUUUUUUUCUUAUUUUCAUUCACUGUCACUGCUCACUGGUUCUUUCGUUUGCUGUAGUGUAAAAUUCGGCCACUGAUCACAUCGGAACAAUGGCCAGCCGUGAAGCCGUACGUCGUGCCGUGCAAAACGUUCGCCCAAUCCUUUCCGCUGACCGGGAAGAAGCUCGUAGGCGAGUUUUGAAUUUAUACAAAGCCUGGUAUCGCCAGAUUCCCUACAUCGUAAUGGACUACGAUAUUCCUAAAUCGGUAGAGCAGUGUCGCGAGAAAUUGCGAGAGGAGUUCCUUAAACACAGAGAUGUGGCUGAUAUUCGUGUGAUUGAUAUGCUAGUAAUCAAGGGUCAAAUGGAGUUGAAGGAGUCGGUCGCUAUUUGGAAGCAGAAGGGUCACAUAAUGCGUUAUUGGAAAGAAUCCUGUGAACCAAAGCCAACCGAUUUUCUAUCCAAGUUCCUGGCGGGACACAAUUAAAUAUGAGCCAGGGACGAAUAAGGAAGACCUAUGUUAUGGCUAUUUAUACAGUUUAGAAUAAAAAAUAAUA
Messenger RNA from Sabethes cyaneus, 551 nucleotides. RefSeq names its product NADH dehydrogenase [ubiquinone] 1 alpha subcomplex subunit 6 (gene ND-B14). Gene Ontology annotation, biological process: response to oxidative stress. The transcript has 3 exons. Bases 107 to 481 code for a protein of 124 amino acids. The record is from RefSeq and is a predicted model, not a curated record. Lineage: Eukaryota; Metazoa; Arthropoda; Insecta; Diptera; Culicidae.